CGAACCAGUCACUCGUUGAGAACCAACCAUGCUCUCCCAAGGUCAAGGUCGGGACGUGAAUUUCGACUGACAAUGAGCAAGGAUGGGUGCCAACAACAGACGAGAUCAUCGGCAGGAGCCUGAGGCCAAGGAGAGAUUCAAGGUGUUGACACUAAGAUGAAGCCCAGAGGGAACACAGGAGGGAACGAUGGAAGACACCAUGGGAGUUAUUUGUAUGUGGCGAGAGCUGCUGGUGGUCAAGUUGGGGUCGUUCGCGGAAUGAGAACUGGGUUCAGCCUGGUUCAAAGUCACGGAUUGUGUCUAGUCAUAACAAACGCAUUCUGUCAACAAAUGUUAUUUCCGUCCUCAAGCCUGACUCUGCAAUCAUGUCACAGCUACAGCUGCAAGCGGCUCCCUGACGAUGGGAAAGACAGCCAGCUCAGAGGAUCUCAAGGCUGCGCUUGCAAACUACAGCGGCGCCCUUGAGCUCAAAGCAGCUUCGUCCAAGACGUCCAAUGACCUUGUCGCGCUCGACGCGUGGUUUCGAGGCGACCUCAGAGAGCGUAUCCAGACGGUGGGAUAUCUCACAAAAGAAGAUAUCGUGAAGCUUAUGAAAUGGAAGCUGGCUAGGGGCAAGUUCCGGCCCACUCUCAUGAGCCUCGUCUCGUCUAACGAUAGCAAAGAUGUGGAAGCCAUAACGAAGGAAGCACUCCAGCUAGGAACCGCCGCACCGUCAAAAGUGAUGAACAAACUUUGCGAGCUGAAAGGCGUGGGACCCGCGACUGCCUCGGCCAUCCUUUCCACAUAUGCAUUCGAGGACGUUCCCUUCCUCUCCGACGAGGCAUCCCUCGCGAUGGGACUCGGCACGCCCAAAUACACGGCCAAAUACUUCGAGCAAUUUCGCGAAGCGAUGCAGCGCCGCCUGCAGGCAGAAGAAGGUUGGAAGACCAUGGAGACGUUGGAGAUGGCCUGCUGGGCCUGGGUCGUGCUGGGAUCGCAGCCUGCACAGUCUACAUCAACAGUGGAAUCCAGCUCGACGAAACGCUCUGCCCCUGCAGAUAACGGUGAGAGUGCACUGAAAGCAGGCAAGCGGCCGCGACAUGGAUCCAAAAAGCAGUAGUAAAUGGCCUUUGCAACAGAAUGCGAAUGAUUGUAUAAGUACAGGUGUGCGACCUGUAGCAUGGGAUUGGUACGAAUCCAAAUUGCGAUGAUACUGGCCACACACAGCGCCGGCCCACAGGUUACUCGGGGUUACUGCGAUGAAGACUAGUGAGGCACGUCUUCAUCCUUGUCGAAAUACGUAGAAGUCCAAGGAGGGACCUUGCGCCACGUCUCGCCCUUUCGGAAGAACUGCCGUGUGAGUGGAACCAGGGGCAAUGAAAUACACGCAACGAACGUAGUGGCCCAAUGAUUGCCGAAACUCUUGUAUUCAUAGCUGGUGAGCAAGGACAGACAAACGGGAUAAGUGUCAAAAAAUAGAUAUUCUGGCAG
Messenger RNA from Tilletiaria anomala UBC 951, 1470 nucleotides. RefSeq lists its product as uncharacterized. The coding region runs from base 401 to 1099 and encodes 232 amino acids. The transcript has 2 exons. Lineage: Eukaryota; Fungi; Basidiomycota; Exobasidiomycetes; Georgefischeriales; Tilletiariaceae. The record is from RefSeq and is a predicted model, not a curated record.